Molecule: messenger RNA, 654 nt
Organism: Symbiodinium natans
Lineage: Eukaryota; Dinophyceae; Suessiales; Symbiodiniaceae
Source: the annotation of a GenBank genome assembly
AUGGAGCCAGCAGCCAUGGCACAGCCCAUGUUGCCUCAGAACCUCGAUGAGCUGGGUGACGUCCGUGGUGAGAAGGGCUGGACAGCACAUCGCCUGCUUCCAUCUUCGGUGCUAUCAAAGGCAUUCGAGGCCGACCCAGCACUGAAGUGUCGGCUCUGCUCCGAACCGGCCGAGCCUGCCAUGCGCUUGGCUGGCGCCGGCUUCGAGUGUGAGUCGCAGCACAGCCUCUGCAAAUCCUGUGCCCUUCAGCAACACCCCGCCAGAGGGGCCGUGAAGUGCCCCGCAUGCCAGUGCUCGGGCAGGGGCUAUGUUGCGAACCCCCAGGUGGAUGCACGUUUGGGUGCCAUGCACGUGGAGUGCCACUGCGGAGCGCGUGUGGCCCUGGCGAAGGCGCGGUGCCACCUGCAGUUGCACGCCAACGCCGACGAGGUCGAGAAGACCAGCAAAGAUUUGGAGGCUUUGCAGCAGGAGCUCGACACCGCCUCCCAGCAGACCGAGGCCCUUCGCGCAGCCUUGCUGGACCAGUCAGCAACGGCCAAGCGCAUGUGGGAGGAGAGCGAGACCGCGGUUGCGGCUGCAGCCUCGCUGCAGCCACCCCUGAGGCGUGCCCGCGCCGAUGCACCCCAUGCUGCACAAUCCGAAGUGUCUGGCUGA